Molecule: messenger RNA, 1776 nt
Organism: Populus trichocarpa (black cottonwood)
Lineage: Eukaryota; Viridiplantae; Streptophyta; Magnoliopsida; Malpighiales; Salicaceae
Product: cytochrome f-like
Exons: 1
Coding region: 446-1288 (280 amino acids)
Biological process (GO): photosynthesis
Cellular component (GO): chloroplast; thylakoid membrane
Molecular function (GO): electron transfer activity; iron ion binding; heme binding
Source: RefSeq, a predicted model, not a curated record
AGGAUUCCAUUCACCCCAUGGUUGGGAACUAAUGAUUAGCUCUUUCUACAAGGAUUUUGGAUUUGCUCAUAAUGAUCAAAUUAUAUCUGGACUUGUUUCCACCUUUCCAGUAAUUUUCGAUACAAUUUUUAAAUAUUGGAUCUUCCGUUAUUUAAAUCGUGUAUCUCCGUCACUUAUAGUGAUUUAUCAUUCAAUGAAUGACUGAAAAAUGAUCCACCGAUCCAAUUAGAAUUUUGUUAUUUUGUCCAUAAGUAAAAUAAAAUAUUCAAAAUCUUACUUUUUUUUAUACACCUAUUUUUUCUAUACAUCCAAGAGAUUCGGAUUCCUCCUAUAUUUUAGUAUUUUAGUAAAACAUUUUCAGUAACUAGCAGCAUCGUGGAUAGGGAACUAUCCUAGCGACCUACCUAAUUUUAUUGUAGAAAUUUUCUGGAUCAACGACUGGACCAUGCAAACUAGAAAGACCCUCUCUUGGAUAAAGGAAGAGAUUACUCGCUCCAUUUCCGUAUCGCUCAUGAUAUAUAUAAUAACUGGGGCAUACAUUUCAAAUGCAUAUCCCAUUUUUGCACAGCAGGGUUAUGAAAAUCCGCGCGAAGCAACUGGUCGUAUUGUAUGCGCGAAUUGUCAUUUAGCUAAUAAGCCUGUGGGUAUUGAGGUUCCACAAGCGGUACUUCCUGAUAUUGUAUUUGAAGCAGUUGUUCGAAUUCCUUAUGAUAUGCAACUAAAACAAGUUCUUGCUAAUGGUAAAAAGGGAGCUUUGAAUGUGGGGGUUGUUCUUAUUUUACCUGAGGGGUUUGAAUUAGCCCCUCCUGAUCGUAUUUCGCCAGAGAUGAAAGAAAAGAUAGGUAAUCUCUCUUUUCAGAGUUAUCGCCCCGCUAAAAAAAAUAUUCUUGUUAUAGGUCCCGUUCCUAGUAAAAAAUAUAGUGAAAUCACCUUUCCUAUUCUUUCUCCGGACCCUGCUGCUAAGAAGGAUGCUCACUUCUUAAAAUAUCCCAUAUACGUAGGCGGGAACAGGGGAAGGGGUCAGAUUUAUCCCGACGGGAGCAAGAGUAACAAUACGGUUUAUAAUGCUACAGCAGCGGGUAUAGUAAGCAAAAUCAUACGAAAAGAAAAAGGGGGGUACGAAAUAACUAUAACAGAUGCGCCAGAGGGGCGUCAAGUGAUUGAUAGUAUCCCCCCAGGACCAGAACUUCUUGUUUCAGAAGGCGAAUCCAUCAAACUCGAUCAACCAUUAACAAGUAAUCCUAAUGUGGGCGGAUUUGGUCAGGGAGACGCAGAAAUAGUACUUUAAGACCCAUUACAUGUCCAAGGACUUUUGUUCUUCUUGGCAUCCGUUAUUUUGGCACAAAUCUUUUUGGUUCUUAAAAAGAAACAGUUUGAGAAGGUUCAAUUGUCCGAAAUGAAUUUCUAGAUUGCGAAUUUAUCAACAUCAAGUUCUUAUCUUUUCUUAAUUUCUUAAAAAGAACAAAAUUUUUGUUGGAAAUUCUGUAUGAUAAAAAAAAAUUGCGAAACAACUUUUGUUUUGCUUUUGUUUAUAUUUUUUUUAUACCGAAUUAGGAGAAUUACUUGUACCACAUUUCUAUAUUUAGUAUGUAUAUUGGUAAGAAGACUAUUUGACUUUAUCCCCUCUUUUCCAAUCUAAAUUGGAGUGGUGCGAUUAUGUCACUAUUCACAGAUUUAGCUGUGAUACAAUGUAUCCAUAGCUUUUUUCUAUUCUAAUAGAAUCAAAUUCGACUAAAUACUGAUACUAAGCAUAAGAUAACUAAGCGGAAAAGAAAA